Vespula pensylvanica (western yellowjacket) is the source of this 1991-nucleotide messenger RNA. RefSeq names its product BTB/POZ domain-containing protein KCTD12 (gene Ktl). Lineage: Eukaryota; Metazoa; Arthropoda; Insecta; Hymenoptera; Vespidae. The transcript has a single exon. Gene Ontology annotation, molecular function: protein binding. Gene Ontology annotation, biological process: protein homooligomerization. The record is from RefSeq and is a predicted model, not a curated record. Bases 555 to 1292 code for a protein of 245 amino acids.
GCCAGCGUCGUCGUCCAUUCGUCGUCGGAUAUCGUGCACAAGGUACAUACGUGCUGUUUUGCGAGUCCUGUCGCGCGCGCGAAGUGUCCGUGCGAGGUAACUCGAGCUUCCUUCGACGAUUGUAAGAGCAGUCGUUUUUUCUCUUUCCACGAGUCAGCUUCUACAAAAUUAUAAGCUCCUGAAAUCGACCAUUUAUAAUUUGUCUCAUCAUUUCGAAAGAGAGAGUUAGAAGGAGAGAGAGAGAUAGAGAUAGAGAGACAGAGAGAGAGAGAGAGAGAGAGAAAGAGAGAGAAAGAGAGAGAGAGAGAGAGAGAGAGAGAGAGAGAGAGAGAGAGAGAGAGAAAGAGAAAUAGAGCGAGAAAAAAGAAGAGAGAUUAGAAAAAUAGAGACAUAUUUUAAAAUUCGAAAAUUCGUCAAUCUAAUCAAUCUUUUCACAUGUGUUCCUUCUAAUCAUCAGUGAGGAGAUCCUUAAAUACUUUUCUCCUGUCUUGUCUAACCACGACGAGUGCAGUCAAAGCGCGUGUUACAGUUCUGAGGAGAAUUUAACGUGGAGCAUGGUGGAUCAACAGGAGGAGACAUCAAAAAUAGUGGAUCUUAAUGUGGGUGGUGUAUCUUAUACGACCACCCUGGAAACUUUAACAAAAGAAAGUAAUUCUCAUUUGGGUGUACUCUUCACCGACGGACACUUUCUAGUUCAAAAGGAUUCUACUGGCAAAUAUUUUCUUGAUCGUGACGGUACUCUAUUUCGUUAUAUCCUUGAUUAUCUUCGUGAUCAGCGUGUCGUAUUACCUGAGGGAUUAAAAGAACGAGAGAGACUUAAACAAGAAGCGAAUUAUUACGGUUUACCUAAUUUGGAACGAGCCAUUGAUGAGAAGAGCGAAGAGGGUGCAGGAUCAUCGACCUGGAGGAAACGAGCACCUGGAUAUAUAACCAUUGGUUAUCGAGGAAGUUUUGCUUUUGGCCGAGAAGGUUUAACCGAUGUUAAGUUUCGUAAAAUCUCAAGGAUCCUCGUGUGCGGUCGCGUGGCUCUUUGCAGAGAUGUCUUCGGGGAGACCUUGAACGAAAGUCGUGAUCCUAAUCACGGUAUGUCAGAUCGCUAUACUUCGAGAUUCUUCCUGAAACAUAAUUUUAUUGAACAAGCUUUCGACAUGCUUCAAGAACAAGGGUUUAAGUUAGCCGGUAGCUGUGGUUCCGGUACAGCUGGCGGUAAUUUCGAAUUACUCAAACCUGGCGUCGAUUCCGAAGAAACUCGUUGGAAUCAUUACAACGAAUUCGUCUUUGUACGCGAAUAAACGCGCAACUUUGGCUCUCCUUUCGCGUUCGAUUAUACGCGAUCGACUUGAACUUCAUUCGACAAAGAAUGAAGAAAGGAAGGAAGGAAGGAAGGAAAGAGGAUAGCUGAUGUUACCUUCCAAAGGAAUGGUGAUAUCGUGUCAGCCAAACUCCGGGACGUUCAACCUCGAUCGUACGACGUGAUAAUAUCGAUUAUUCUUCUUCGUUUUUUGCGAAGACUUCUUCCUUCAUAAACUUCAUCAUCGACGUUAGUUGAAGAGAAGAACUUUCGAGGCUGCACAGAGAAUAGGAAGUAUGCACACACUGGUAUGGCUGGUUAUACUGAUCGAUGAACUCGAAGAUGGAUGGAUUUUCUUGCCAAGAAGAUCGUACGCAGUUACCGGUAGAGAUUAUUUUGUCCUAAUCACACAGUAAUUACAAGAGAGUACAAGAUUAAAUAAUAAUAAAAAAGUAAAGAACUAAACCACAAAAAAAAAAGAAAGAAAGAAAAAAUGAGAAAGAAAGAAAGAAAGAAAAAGAAACAAAUAUAAAAACAAAAAAGAAUGCAUAGAUAUAAAUAAUAAUACUAAUACGAUCAAAGCUUGACGAUGGAGAGAGAGUAUCAACGAUAUCACUUCUUAUCGAUCUUCGUUGCUUACUCUUUUCCUGAAUCUUUCAAAAAAAAAAAAAGAUAAAUAAAUAAAGAAAUAAAUAAAAAA